CUUCAUCCUUAAAUCAAUCGAAGCAUCAUCAGCGAUCUAAGAAACACAAAAGAUAGCUUUAUUUUUGGGGGAAAAGAGGGAGGAAAUAAACCCCAAUCAUGGGAAUUACAAAUUAUUCUCUCUUUCCCGUUCUUCUCCUGAUUUUCUUUCUAUUUCUUAAUUUUCUCGCCGCCCAAUCAUCAUCACCUCCUUCAAUCUACGACCACUUGAAACACAACGGUCUCCCUGAGGGUAUCUUACCAAAGGGAGUAACAGAUUUUUCAACUGAUCCCGAGACGAACCGUUUCCAAGUGAACCUAACUCAACCCUGUAACUCCGACUCCGAGAUCCAAUUCCAUUACGAUUUAAACAUCACCGGACCCUUAUCUUUCGGGAAGAUCGCGAACUUGUCCGGUGUGUUCCAGCAGGAGCUUUUCCUAUGGUUUCCCGUCACUGGCAUACGCGUCGAUGAUCCAGCCUCCGGUUUGAUCAACUUUGAUGUCGGCGUCGUUAACAAACAGUUCUCCUUCUCUUUGUUCGAGACUCCCCUUGAUUGCACCGCUGUUGAUCCUAAUGAUUCCUUCUCGAGUUUUCAGUUACCAUCCAAGUUAGUUGGUGCUGAAACUGCUGAAGAGCAGAACCUGAGGGCCAUAUCAUAGACUCUGGAGGCAGAGAUAUUAUACUGAAGUCUCAAGGUUGUUGAUGCACGUGUGAGUUUCUGUUCUCAUUUAAAGAUUCUCUUUCAAGAGUAUAUUUUGAUGGGUCAUUGGCUUCCAGUUGUGUGCACCCACUCUCUAUGUUGUUCUCACUAUUCAAGCAAAUAUAUGUCAUAGUAAGAAUAGCAU
Molecule: messenger RNA, 824 nt
Organism: Hibiscus syriacus
Lineage: Eukaryota; Viridiplantae; Streptophyta; Magnoliopsida; Malvales; Malvaceae
Exons: 2
Coding region: 99-638 (179 amino acids)
Source: RefSeq, a predicted model, not a curated record